CCCUUUUUCCACUAAGGAAUGCGUGCUUUUUGGUUUGGCUGUAUCUGAUCAAGUCGUUUGGAGUCUGGAACUACUGUUUCUUGAAAGAUGAAUGCGACGGGCCUCAUCCCAUUGACUCAGUCGUUGCUUAUAUAGCAACGCCAAUUACUGAGCCAAACCAAACGUUAGUAACAUGAAUCCAAAAAUGCCCAACAAAAGUCUUCACUGUCUUUCCUUUCUACUCCUCCUUACUGUAGCUUAUGCUCACCUUCAUGUCGACCAUUACCGACACUCAUGCCCGAAUGUUGAAGCAAUCGUCCGCUCUGCAGUUAAACAUAAAUUCCAGGAGACAUUUGUGACAGCUCCUGCCACUCUUCGGCUCUUCUUCCACGACUGUUUUGUCCGGGGUUGUGAUGCUUCGAUAAUUUUGGCUACAAGAAAUCACACAUCAGAGAAGGAUAAUGCAGAUGAUCUUUCACUUGCUGGGGAUGGGUUUGACACAGUGAUUAAAGCCAAAGCUGCAGUUGAUAGUGUGCCCCAGUGUAGGAAUAAGGUUUCAUGUGCUGAUAUAUUGGCCAUGGCCACUAGGGAUGUUGUUGCUCUGACAGGGGGACCAACUUAUGAUGUAGAAUUGGGAAGACUUGAUGGCAGGAUAUCUACCAGAGCUAGUGUCCGGCACCACCUCCCUCAUCCUGACUUUAAAUUGAACCAACUCCGUUCUUUGUUUACCUCACAUGGUCUCUCCAAAACAGAUCUAAUCGCACUAUCAGGAGCACAUACUAUCGGGUUCGCACACUGCAGACUGUUCUUUGAUCGGAUCCACAACUUCGAAAGCAGCAACAGAAUUGAUCCAACACUUGAUCCGGCAUAUGGAAAGUAUCUACGAGAAGUUUGCCCCAAAAAUAUAGACCCCAGACUUGUCAUUGACAUGGACCCAAACACACCUCGAAAAUUUGAUAACAUGUACUACAAGAACCUUCAGCAAGGGAUGGGCUUAUUCACCUCCGAUCAAUCUUUGUUUACUGACAAGAGAUCGAGAAAAAUUGUGAACCUAUUUGCUUCCAAUAACACAGCUUUUGAAAAAGCUUUUGUUGCUGCCAUUACUAAGCUUGGGCGGGUGGGGGUCCGGACUGGAAACCAAGGUGAGAUUAGGCACAACUGUGCUAUGGUCAACUAGAAGAUAUCUUUUCUGUGUAAGAUUUGUAAGCCAGAAAGCAUUUUACACCUCAUUUGUAGAUUUUAUCUGAUCAUUUUGUAAUAAUAUUAAUAUUGAAAGCAUCAA
This is a messenger RNA of Juglans microcarpa x Juglans regia, 1261 nucleotides long. RefSeq names its product peroxidase 16-like. Gene Ontology annotation, biological process: hydrogen peroxide catabolic process; response to oxidative stress. The coding region runs from base 173 to 1156 and encodes 327 amino acids. Gene Ontology annotation, molecular function: heme binding; peroxidase activity. The record is from RefSeq and is a predicted model, not a curated record. Lineage: Eukaryota; Viridiplantae; Streptophyta; Magnoliopsida; Fagales; Juglandaceae. The transcript is spliced from 4 exons.